UCUGCGAACACCUGACAAGACCGGACAAGACAAAUGAUAAACAAGUAUUGGGCGGAUUAUAUUCCACAAAACAAAGUGAAUACCGGUCAGCUGAGGCAGUCCCUAUGUGAUUCACGGCAUGGCAGAGAGACCGGACAAUGAGGUGGAGGAGGCGGACCAAAUCUACCUCCUGAUGAAGGAGGAGUAUCGCAUCUCCAGGAAUGUGCGUCUGGCCUGGUUUCUUGGUAAACUGAACCAGGUUAUCUGGCCAGCAUCAAAGCCUGAACUGCUGAACUCGGAGAACGAGCUGGACUUGCUGAGUAUCUUACCCAAAGGAUGGCAGACAGAUUCCCCCCCCACCACGUACCCCCACAUGUUGGUGCCGUCCACUCGAGCCACCUUCCUGGCCCGGAGGUACCGCUUCAUCAUCGAGCUGGACCUCAGCCCCUCCACAGGGAUCGUGGAUGACAGCACAGGAGAGAUGAUCUUCGAUGAGGUCUUUCACGCCUUAUCCAGGUGUCUGGCCGGUCUGGCUCAACCAUUCAAAGUCCCUGGAACUGAUCAGCUGUUCAAGCCGAAGAUCUUCCUCACCAUCUUGGCAUAUUCAUCCAUUAUUGGCCUCACUUCCCAUCAGGUGUUGGUGCAGGGCUGUCAGCUGGACAGAACAGACCUGGUGGAGUUCCUGAAUUACAUCUAUCAGCAGCUCAGAGCGGUGGAGAGCAGCAUCGCAGAGGUCCUGCAUCAGCAGCAGGAUCAGUCCGUUGAGUCGGUCCAAAGCUCAGAUCUUCCCAGCAACAUCAAGUAUGAACAACCCCAAGGGAAGCAAGGCGUUUCCAUGGUGUCGGCUGAUAUGGGUCUGGUCAGCAUGGUACGCCAAGGCAUCCUGGCCCUUCAGCUGCUGCCACCAAACUCCAGUGCAGGUAUCAUCAUUAUCACAGAUGGAGUGACGAGUGUUCCUGAUGUGGCCGUGUGUGAAACCCUGCUGAACCAGCUCAGGAGUGGAACCAUCGCCUGCUCCUUUGUGCAGGUUGGCGGUGCAUACUCAUACGACUGCAGCUUUGGCUAUAUCCCCAACGUAGAGCUGAUGAAGUUCAUCUCAUUAGCCACCUUCGGCUCAUACCUGCCCAGCUGUCCAGAUUUGGACCUGAACAGCCAGGAGAUGAAUACUUACCACAAGGCCUUCCUAACAUACUCCUUCCUGAACACCCCCGAAUCGAUGAACUCCGAGUACUUCUGUGUUUCCCAACACAAACUGUUCAAUGAGCACCUGGUGUCAGCCAGCGGUAACCCUGCCCUGGUGAUGAGGAGGAAGAAGCACACAGAAAAGGAAGUCCAUGCCCAUCUGAUCAGUGUGGUGUCCGUGCGCCUGAGAGAGGGCUACACCAUCAGAGAGAUCAGCCUCACCAAAGGUGGGACUCAGCUGGAGGUGAAGCUGGUAUUGUUGUGGAAACACAACAUGCACAUCGAGUACCUGGCAUCCGCUUCCUGGCCGCUGGACCCCGCCAAGAGAACCACCAGGGUGGAGGUGACGAUGGAGGGAAGCUACGACAUCCUACAUGACAUCAGCUGCACUCAGAGGAAACCCAUCACCAGCCCGUACCGCACCUCUGUCAUCCGACGCUUCUGGAACACUCUGCAGAGCAUCAACCAGACUGACCAGAUGUUGGUGCACCUCCAAUCUUUUAACUCAAUUCCUGAGAACUACAUGAUUCCUGAAAGCACAAAAAAUGGAGUACCUCUGUUCUACAUCCCUCCUGGCUCUACUACUCCGGUCCUGUCCCUGCAGCACAGUGGAUCCAAAGACUCCUCUCAGUCUCAGUUUGCAUCCUACUGGAAGCCCAUCCUCUCUAUGGAUGCCACCUUCUGGCAGAGAUGGCUGCACAUGCAUCGCAUUGCUAUCAUCCUUGAACAUGACAUGCCUGUCCCCAAACAUCUGCACACAGCUGGGAACAAUGGCCGCUACAGCACCAUCCAGUGUCGUAUCUCCCACUCCGCCCUUACGUCCCUGCUGAAGGACUGGAGCAGCUUCGUGCUGGUGGAGGGAUACUCCUAUGUUAAACUCAUAUACAGUUCGUCGGAGCAGCCCCCCUCCUCCUUCUACCUGGUCCGGCUCAUCUCCAAGACGCCCUGCAUGGUGCUGCGUUUGGGCUUCCCCAUCGGUACACCAGCGCACGUUAGAAACAAGAUUGUAGAUGAGCUGCGGCAGCAAAUCCUCAAACUCCGCUUCCCUCAUCGCGUUCAGAACAAAGAGGCCACACCCAAGACCAAGAGGAAGAUCGUCGGUAAUCCAUCACCCUCCAAGUCUCCCUCCAUCCUCGCCCCCAAACCUGCUCUGUCGGACCGGCCCUGUGUGGUGGUGCUCAACAAGCCUCUGGAGAAGCUGCUCAUCAGGUACGAGAAGCUCCCCUUGGACUUCCAGACUCCGUUCAUUUUCAACAUGGAGAACUUUCCUCAGCCCUCCAACAGCUCUGUCCCUCUGAGCAUGGCAGCCAACCGGACGGCCUCCUCCACCUUGGCCUCUCUGUCCCGUUACUUCCUUCACCAGCGCUGGGUGUGGGCGGUGCAGAGCAGCCAGGGAGCGGCCGUGGCCAUGCAGGCGGUCGCUCACAUCCUCACCAUGCUGUCAGAGAUCCGCAUUUCAGAAGGCUUCCACUUUGCUGCCAGCGGAGAGGGCAUCGUGAACAUGGUGAUCGAGCUGCCGAUGAAGGGUAUUUCAGGGGAAACGGACAGAGAGAGUCACUCUUGUAUUGUUCAGUACAUCAUGUUUCCACCUCACUCUACAUCUACUAAGGACAGCUUCUCCACUGAUGAAGACAACGACACAGAGGUGGAGGCGGUUGACAUGGACACAGAGCUGCACCUGGUGACGGAGUGCUGGGUGGAGCCUCAGAGCGGCAUCGUGAUGAACUGCAUGGACCCCCAUCGCCACUUCCAGGGCCUCAAGUACCAAGAGAUCCCUCAAGCAAUCUACCCAAGGGAUCUGGCCUGUAUGUCCACCAUGAUGACCUUUGAGUAUUUGUGCCAGCUGUGUCAGAAUAAGGAUCAGGUCUGCUCACUGGCUGCUCCUCUCAAGGAUGUGAUUGGUGAUGCCCUGGCCUCAGAGGAAAGCAUCCACAUGGUUCCUUUCCAGUUCGACCUCAUUCAGCUGCUCCCAAAAUGCCAGCAGGUGGAGAUCUUCUUCCUCACCUUCAGCACAGCAGUGGAGACGGAGGAGCAGAGCCACAGCGCCCCCUGUCUGCCCAACGAGCUGCUGCUCAGUCUGUUCCACAGCAGCCUGGAGCACGAGCUGAGCGACAGAGAGAUCCCGCUCGCUGACAGCGACCACUUCACCUUCAUGCAGCACAUCUUCCAGCGAGAGCGGGAAGGCCAUGUUCCUCCUUUUUCCUUACCUGUGAUUAAAGAGGAGUUUGUGAAGCCUCCAGACAGACAUGACACCAUGACGUCAUUCCACACCACCGGCAGCAGCAAAGAGGGGAUGGGCUCCACCAGCACUUUACAGAGUUUCAGUAACGCAGACCUGGUGGACGAAGAGCCGUCUCUGGGGGAGAGGAGCUGCUCCGCCCCUCAGUGGAGGUGCUAUGCCAAGUACAUCAGCUCUCAGCAGAUCAUCCUUACCUUCCUCCCCGCUUCAUACACAGAUGUUCUGAUGUUGAUGGCGUCCGGGCUGGAGCCUCAGGGCAGCGCCAGCAUGCAGGGGGACGACACUCUGACUCCCAGCAACAAAUCUCAGGCCGACUCCCUGUCCGGCUCCACCAGCGAAUCCGGCCUCAGUCUGCCUGGUAGACUACCCAGGAGCUCCAGCAGCGGACUCUUCACCUCCAGGUCCCCUGUGUUCUCACCAGGGUCUGAGGACCAGGCUGUGCCCCCAGAGGCCCUGAACUUGCACCAGGACAGCUGGGACAGCAGAGUGUCAGGGACGGGGACCCCGGGCUCAGAUCGUACAGAGAAAGAAGGCGUCCAGUUCUCUGAACCCCAGAAGGCAGACUUCCACAUCAGCUUCAGCCGGCAGGUGUCCCAGCAGAGCACCAGUGACUGCACCCAGUUAAGAUGUCCAGUGUACGUCUACAACUGUUCCCUGGAGCACCUGAAGGAGCAGCUGGUGCAGCCCAGCACCAGCCGCCAGCCCAGGGACGUGUUCUUCAGAGCUCAAGACGCAGAGUCCUGGGAGAUGUUUCAGCAGACAAAGUUCAGGUCUCUGUCUCAGGACCGCAGCAGUCCGUCCCCCUGGACCGAGCUCCUGGCCCAGCCUCACAAACACAAAGAGCUGGCCACCUUCUGCAGCCUGCUUCAGGAGCACUACCACCAGAGCUACGUCAGAGGUGUGUACCGCAGCCUGCAGCAGGCCUACAGCAUCAGCUCCCAGGACCUGCUGAUGGCCAUGGACUACUGUGAGGAGUCCCUGCAGGAGAUCGACGUCACUGCCUUCCUGCACACCCUCUGUGGACACAUCCGGGUGUUCAGGGAGCAUGGGGGCGGGACCCCAAAACCUGACAGAAGCCCCGCUGCCACCUUUACCAUCGGAGAGGUGGAGGAGGAGGAGGAGGAGGAGGAGGAGCGAGCAGAGGACAGGCCAGCCUUGGUCUCCUCAUCCAGUAUUGAAAUGGAGGAUGCCAGUGAAGCUGAAUCUAGAGGGAAGUCCUCUCCGUCAAUUCUGCAUGAGUCCACAGCAGCCAGUAUCCCACUAUUCCCUCUGAGUCUGCUGCACACACAGCCCGGGUGUGAAGUGUAUCCUGAUCUGCACAGAAUCAUACAGGAUAAAUUCAUGGGGGUCGUGAGCCAGUAUUUCAAAACGGUGCCCUCCAACCCACACUACUUCUUCUACUGCCCGCCUUCAUGCAAGAAAGAGGAGGACUCAGAGGAAGGAGACACAGGGAGGAGACUCAGUGAGGAGCUGCUGUCAGAGGCUGAACAAGCCACUGAGGACGGUGAGGAGAACUUCUCGGGCAGCUGCAUCAUGACGGAGAGCGACACAGACUUGGUGGUGGAGUACGAGGAGCCUCGAGCCUCAGGGUCCCGGGCAGAGGGGCACGAGCACUCCCUGUCCGACUCCAACACUGUGAACCAGGACGCAGACUCCUUCAGCAUCCUGGAGGGGGACUCCCUGCUGGAGGCCGACGGGCCCGAGCUGGACAUGCCCCCGCUCUUUGUUCACGUCACCUGUUCAGUCAACAUGAAGAGCUGCCACGGCUCCAUGCCCAUGCAAACACUGCCCACCUGUCUCGGUGAGAUUAUUUCCUGCCUGGAAAACGCAGAGGCCUUACAGUCUGUGGAUUUAAAUGAGCUCUCAGUCACUUUAGAUAUUUUCGUCCUGACACUACCUCUGGAGAUUGAAGUCAUGGCUGAUUUCCAUCACAACAGGUACACCUCAGAGAGCAGUGUGUCCCUGAAUCGCUCACCAGGGCAGCCCUCCUCCUACCGCUCUGAUGAGGGGCUGAUGGCCGGGCUGGACAGUCUGAGGGCAACUGCUGCUGACGGGGUCUCUGGUGAUCCAUUAUGCAAACUCCCACUUCCUCACAAGUUAGCCAUUCUGUCCACCAUGGACGCGAUCCGCUGGCUGGUGGAGGAUGAGAUCGUCUCUGCUCUGCGUCACUCUCGGGUCAUCAGCUCGGCCACGCUGCAGAAAGUGGCAGAGCAUGUCCUGCGCUCCAGCGGGCGGACGCACUGUCGAUGUGAAGACGUCCCGCUGCAGUUUGUCUUCGGGCCGGAGCAGUCUCUGGAGAAAUUCAAAGAGGAGUUCCGCAGAAUAUCUUUCUCCGGCUACGUGUUGAACGGAGAGCAGGACAGUUUCUACUACAUGUCCCUGAGCAGGCUGCACCCUCAGAGGAUCCACGCCACCAAGCGGCUGUCUGAGAGCACCGCAGGCCCCCCCCAGCCCUGCAGUGAGGGGCCACAGGUGGAGGAAGUGAUUCUGGAGACUGAAGCAGAGGCUCCGGCAACCAGUGAGAGUGAAGACAGGAGGUCCAUCACUGUGGGCGCUGCCUGUGACACAGUUGCAGGAUCCAGUGAGCCAAUCAGUGAGUGCGAGGAUUCUGUCUCUCAGUGCUCAGUCAGCAUGGGGGCGGGCCGAGGACAGCUCCAAACUGAACCCUGCACCGAGCCCACCUCCCCCCCGAAGACGCCAUCCAGUGUCAGCCUGGCUGAGUCCAUGCAGUCAGCCUCUCACAGCGGAGGUAAACUCCGGCCCAGCCGAGUCCAGAGUGUGGUCUCCAGUCAGGGCAGCCUGGACUCAGACAUGCAGGCGAUCCAGGCGCUGCGCUCUGUGCUCAACUCUUUCUGCGUGGUCAACAGGAAGAACAUGUUUGUGUACCAGGAGCGUACCACUAAAUCAGUCUUCUACCUCAGACUUUGUGAAACGUCCCUGACCGGGAAAUACUCUGACGUGGAUGGAAGCCUACACGUGACUCGGUCCAUAGGACUCGCUCGGAGUCAGGAGCCUCUGAUUUCUGAGGAUCUUAUGAGCUCCAGGUCGUCUCUGGACGGCUCUCGGCCAGUUGGACAGGUGGACAAGCACAUUCUGCUGCUGGUGCACGGAGUGGGACACACAGGUCCAGAGAUCACAGACGAGCUGGUCAAACUCCUGCGGAAGCGCCUGGAUGAGAACACCCUGGACAUCAUAACUGUCAUGCUUGUGAGAAACUGCAAGCUCACACCAGCUGAUGUGGAGUUCAUCCAGCCAGCAGGGUCUCCAGCCACCGAGGUGAUGACCUUCAGCCUCCCCCCCUACUGUCUGCCCUGGCUGCCCGCUGUGGCUCACUACCUCAGGCAGAACCUCCUCAUCUUCCUGCACGUACCCAAGUACACGGACAGCAACACAGCACACCACUUCAAGCACUACUUUCAUUUGAGCGGAGACUUGGCCGACAGAGAUAUCUACCUCUACAAUAAACCUGGAGCCCAGGGGACCGGCGGCAAAGGUAUCGCCUGCAUCCCCCUCUCAUUCGUGGACGCCCAUAAUCGACCCCUUCAGGUUCAGGACGGUGCCGCCCUGCAGAGAUCAGAGAACGGCACCACCCCCCUUCAUCCAGAACACUUUGAUGAGCUGACCACUGUGGGGAGGGUGGACUCCGUCAACAUGAGCUCAG
Molecule: messenger RNA, 7061 nt
Organism: Notothenia coriiceps (black rockcod)
Lineage: Eukaryota; Metazoa; Chordata; Actinopteri; Perciformes; Nototheniidae
Gene: szt2
Product: SZT2 subunit of KICSTOR complex
Exons: 47
Cellular component (GO): peroxisome
Source: RefSeq, a predicted model, not a curated record